Molecule: messenger RNA, 1176 nt
Organism: Caenorhabditis angaria
Lineage: Eukaryota; Metazoa; Nematoda; Chromadorea; Rhabditida; Rhabditidae
Source: the annotation of a GenBank genome assembly
AUGAUAACUUUUUCUUUAUUCUCUGUGAAUAUCCCUAUUUUAUAUCGUGAAUUAUUAAUUGUAAAAAAUGACGAAGGAGCUGUAAUAGAUAAUAUUACCUAUUUGACUGGUAAUUUAACAUUCGAAGAUUCGGAACGAUUGAAUUAUAAAUGGGAGUUGGAUGAGAAGAAAAAUUUGUAUUUUCAACACGAUGACAUUUUUGGAUGGUUUUCAUAUACUGGUUUGAAUCCGAACAAAAACAAUACAUUAAGAAUUAUGUCAUUUGGAAAUAGUUGGACAACUAAUCAUGCAAAAAUUAUGUAUGAAGAAUGUGGACCGAAAUUGAAAGAAUUUCUGAGAGGUUCAAUAAGUGGUUAGUUUUUUCUAUGUCAUCAUAGUACUGGAGAUUUUUUUUUGAAAAAAUCUAUAGAGCUCAAAAUGUAUUUCAAUCAUAUAAAAACUGCUGAGAUAUGAAAACCCCAAUAUUAUUUGAAAAAAUAAGUCCCUAAAUAACUUAUUUAAUGAAUAAUACCAGAACAUUUCAGGUUGUGAACCUAUUUACAAAUUUCCAAGUGAAUUCAAAAAUUGUUCCGAAUUUUUGGUAGAAGUUGAACAACAUUUGGAAGUCUUCAAACCAGAUUAUGCAUUUCAUAUGACAAGAUCAGUUAAUAUAGGUAACAAUUAUACAGAUGAUUUCGAAAAUGAUCCAAUUUAUCAAUCAAUUUUGAAUGAGACACGAUAUAUGGUCAAACAUAUCAAACAUAAAUUAUUUAUACUGAAUUCAAUUCCAUCAGUUGAUCGACAAGUUAUAAAACAUUUAACAGAAUAUUUGAAAAAUAAUGUAUCGAAAGAUGAAAUUGAUGUAAGUUGACAUUUACCGGGCCGGCCUAGAAAAGCCUUGCAAAACGGACAAAAAUACACCAUAAACAUAAAUAAGUAUUUUAGACCAAAAUGUACAUGUCUUAUGAUAAACAUGUGGCAGCAACAAAACGAUAUGCUCAAUUAAUAAAAGAUUGUGGUUCGAAAUGUGAACUUAUUGAUUAUUAUGAUUUUUUUCAUCCAAAUGGAAUAAAAACCUAUCGAUAUUAUGAUGAGAAUGGUCUUUUAUAUAUGACUCCUGGAUCACAUUUGAGUAGUUGGGCUUUCGAAUAUUUACGCCCAUUUUGGAAACAUUUUUGUGCUAACAAAAUUGUCUAG